GAACUUCUGUCACGUAGGGAUCAGCGCGUAUAUGCCAACAUACUACAAGUCGUAGAAUGUAGGCGUCUAUGUUUUACGCGACAACUUCCUAAAGGGAUCCGUCUACUAUAAUGGGCGUAGAGGAAGUGCAGGUCCUAACACAGGGCGCUCACGACGGCGGGGCCACGCGGUUCGUUUCAACAACAAUUCGUAACAGUCGAGUGCCGGUCUCGCGGGAUCGAAUGUCACUAUUGAAAUACCUGCUGUCCCUGUCCCACCUUUUGCCUUCGUGCUCUCUGAGGCCAUCGACGUCGUUCUGGCGCCUCGGACAGAAGACGGAUUGCCAAACCGAUUCAUCAUCAUGGUUGACUCCCCCUGGACACAGCAAAAUCCUUCCUUAUAUCUUCGCCGUACUUAACUCUUCCACACACGAAACGACUCACUUAUCACCCUUUCGGAUACUAUAUGGUAUCGAACCGCGCCAACUAUACGUCCUAUCCAACCCCCCGUCGAACGACUUCCUAACGACUCAAUCACAGCAUAGACACGACGCGUUUGACGCGAUCCAUCUAGCUGAGGCUAGAAUGAAGUUAAUAUAUAACUACAAAUAUCCUGGCUUAGGCGACUUGGAAGGCUACGCGUAUAUUGAAGAGAAACAGCGUGGGCACGUUGUAGGUGACCCGGAUAGAACAAGCAACUACCCAACUGCCAACAACUGGCCCAGUGCCGACCAGACGAGGUUAUAGCUGCAAACAGCUGUAAACUGUUAAUCUGCCAGCUGAAAAGGCAGCUGGGAGAAAAAAGGGGGAAGGAACGCAUAUUCAAAGGAGUGUUCUAUUGUCUGUAGAGUGAUGUCUACAGGAUUGCUAUGUGAUGAAGGUUGUACGAUGAGAAACUGAGUGCAAGACCCAUGUAAAUACAUAUUAGAAAGGCUACGUGGCCUAGUCUCGCCGCACCACUACACUUCAUACCUCCUUUGUCUUCGGG
Molecule: messenger RNA, 966 nt
Organism: Durotheca rogersii
Lineage: Eukaryota; Fungi; Ascomycota; Sordariomycetes; Xylariales; Xylariaceae
Exons: 2
Coding region: 111-725 (204 amino acids)
Source: RefSeq, a predicted model, not a curated record